Molecule: messenger RNA, 3340 nt
Organism: Cutaneotrichosporon oleaginosum
Lineage: Eukaryota; Fungi; Basidiomycota; Tremellomycetes; Trichosporonales; Trichosporonaceae
Biological process (GO): positive regulation of GTPase activity; Ras protein signal transduction
Cellular component (GO): plasma membrane
Molecular function (GO): guanyl-nucleotide exchange factor activity
Source: RefSeq, a predicted model, not a curated record
CCCCCCUUCACCCCGCCCCGACUGGUUCGAGCGCGAGCCUUGACCUGUCCCUCUCUCUCCCUCUAUUAUCCCUCUCUCCACCACGACCGACGGCGGCUCAAAGCUCGUUGUUGCAAGCCAGUAGCUUGCAACGACCCCUGGACCCACCACUUACCUCUUCAUCUCCACUUUCCCUCUGGGCCGUCCUCUUGAGCAGCCCGCCUCAUCAUGUUCUCCAGCUCUCAACCCCCGCCACCAAGUUUGUCUCAUUCAAGACGCACCGGGCCUGUGCACGACGUCGGCACUAUGCGCGAGGGUGAACCCCCUCCAAACCUCACCCCAGAGGAGACUGAGGCAAACAAUCUCCUUCGAUCCGUCCGCCUCAAAGUGGCGUCGCGUGACGCAGAAGCAAUUCGCCGCGCACGCUGGACCAUGAUCGAUGGCCCAGCCGCACGCAAAGUCGAAGAUACCUCUGCACCAGACUUCAACACCCUUCCACGCCGUGCAAGACCAAGAAUCCCCUCCGAGCCUAUCCCCGCCUCCGCCGCCAUGGGAGACGUCAGGAGAGAUCUCGGCGCAUCCCCAGCAGUCCCGCCACUACCUCAGCCUCUUCCCCCUUUAGCUGGCCGCUCGCCCAUCCCUUCAGCAGUGGCCGCAGUGCCGGUCUCCCCCAUGCCGACUUCGACCGCCCCGAUCUCAGCAACUCCCAUUCCCACAUCGCCCCUUCCGCCCUCUUCCAUGCCGGCGUAUCUCGCGCUAACUUCCCCUAUGCCCCCCGUUUCCUCCACCCCCUCUUCCCCACAGCCCCCGCAGACUUUCGUCGCAGGCGCUGCACCAACAGAAGAAACAGGCGACUCCUCGUAUGUCAUCGCUGUUGUCGGGCACGACGGUGUCGGCAAAUCGACUGUUAUUCGUCGCGCAAUGAAGACAUGGGGCGGCUCACUGCCAGUCAAGAAGCUCACCAAGGACGGUCAUGUCGUUCGGUCGAGCUUUGCCGAGAUCAAGGCAGGCGGCAAGCUUACGCACGACUGCAAGGUCGAGUUUGUUGAGCUUGGCCUAGUGGCCCUGGACCUGUCUGGAGGACCGGGUCCCAUUUGGCCGCAAGAGGUGUCACCAGUCUCUGGCGUCAUUCUUUGCUACGAUGCCACACGGUCAGAAACCCUCACGGGUCUCAGCGAGUCUCUCGCUCGACUAUGCCCCGACGUGCCCGCUGUUCUGCUCGCCUGCAAGUCGGAUCCCGACAAGACGCUCGAGGUCGAUGCUCACGUGGGCGACCAGAUCGGCCAUCCAUACAAUGUCGGCCUCAUCGAGGUCACCACGGCGACGUCACAAGGCAAGGGCAAGAUGCGAACAGGGUUGCGAUGGCUCCUCUACAAGCUGGAAGAGAAGAACCGGAGAAGCGAGGCACCUGUCGGCGCCAACGCCCCAUGGCAAAAGGGACAUCACAUGUCUCAGAGCAGAGGCUCGGUUGGAUCGGAUGAUCACCACUCGAGCUCGUCCAGUCUGGGCUGGAUGAUGGAGGGCGAGACCGCGACCUCUACAGAGGGAUCCCUCGAGUCCGAGUCAGUGGCGGUUGAACGUGUCCUGAACCCUGCCGAGGGCGUGAACAGUGCCGCUGUCGCUGCUGCUGCUGCUGUCGCUGCCAUCCCUCCAGCCGCUCUGGCCUCACAGGCCUCUCUGGAGCGAGGCAGCUCGAAGGCAGGGAAGCCCGACGGCGAGAUUUAUGUCAGCCUGCAAGAGCUGUUCAACCGCCUGUUCACUGCCAUUGUAUCCACAGAAAACGACCAGUUUGUCAACACCUUCUUCCUCGUCUACCGCCGAUUCUGCCAGCCACGCGAUCUCAUGACCGAGUUCCUUGAGCGCUUCAUCGAGGUCGAGCAGUACGCAGUGUCGCGCGACAUUCGGCUGUGGGCCUUGAUGAAGCUCGCCGGUGCAUUGAAGGACUGGGCCACCAAGUACCCUGGUGACCUCAUUGACCUCGAGACGCAGGCGCUCUUCCGCAAGACGCUGGGCUGCAUGCUCAAGUACACUUUCCUGGCACACGUCACAGUCGACCUCGUUAGCAUCGAGCAGGGCCUCGACAAGGUCGUCGACGUCGACCAGUCUUGGUCGUGCCGGCCGACCCUCGACGAGGCCAACCUCCACACGCCAGAGACGGCUGCUGCAUUGGAACUCGUCGUGGAGAAGGAUGGAAUCCUGCUCGAGGACGAGUCUGCGCCGUAUUCCAACACUGAUGGCACCACGCCUAUGCAGGACAAGUCGGGUUCGACCUACAGUAGAUCGUCCACGAGCUUGACCGUCGACCUCGACCCCAUGCCGACGACUCGCUCGGGCGACUCGGGUUCGGAGCAAUCGCGGUCGGUGUACUCGAACGACGAGUCGGGCCAUCGCAAGUGGUCGAGUGCGAUCAACGCCUUGCUGCACAUGGAGGCUCAGCACUUUGCUCUCGAGCUUACGCUCAUGCAGUGGGAGCUGUUUGCGGCGAUUAGGCCACGCGACGUCUUCCGCCACGACUUUGGCAAGGAGCGCGAUGACCCCGUGGGUCGCUCGAUCGACUUCUUCAACCACCUGUCGCGCUGGGUGUCGACGAUGAUCCUCGCGCACCCGAAACCUAAGGGCCGCGCCAAGGUGUAUGAGGCGUUUGUCAAGAUCGCACACCAGCUGCGCAAACUGAACAACUACGACUGCCUUUGUGCUGUCUUGUCAGGUCUGCGUGAGACUUCGAUCCACCGCCUAGGCCAGACACAUCAGCUGGUCCGCCUCGACGCGCAGCUGAUGCGCGACCAUCAGAGCCACCUCAAGCUCAUGGACGCACGUAACGGCUAUGGACACUACCGUCGCGCGCUGCAGGCCGACACGUCGUACAAUCACACGGCGAUUCCUCUCCUGUCUGCCAUUCUUGGUCUAGUAAGCCGCUUGCAGGCGGCGCGGACGCCAGACCGCCGCGAGGACGGCAUGGUGCAGUGGGACAAAUUCCAGCGGUUUGGUGAUAUUCUCAUGGCCAUUCCUACUUUCCAGGAGCGCGGGAGCAUGGUUCCGGGCAGUGUCAGCAUCAGCUUCCGCCGCUUAAUAGAGGCGACGCCGGUCAUUUCCAGCGAGGAUGGCUUGUACGAGCGUAGCAGAUUGGUAGAGCCAGGAGGCUCGCAGACUGGCGGCGUCCUUCGCAAGCUGGCCAACUUCAGCUUGUGAAAUGAGGUAUCCGCGCCACGACUCCUGUGAACGAGCAGCGCGCGUCGACGACUGGGGAACGACGACGAGAGACCACGACCCCGAACGACACUAUCAACAGAAUUGUAACAUUUAGCACGACUAUCACCCUGCAUUCAAUACCAACACUGUCAGAGUAGUAGGCAGGGAUUCG